AUGUCCAGUGCACGUAAUGUACGCAUAACACGUGAAAUUAAAAAUUUUGAAAAAAAAUCUCCAUGGGGAAUCACUUGCAUUCCCCAAAAGGAGGACGUCUAUGAUGUCUUGGUUGUAAAUAUGCUGGGUCCUAAAGGGUCACCAUAUGAGAAGGGUUCAUUUGAACUAACUGUUACCAUUCCAAAACGGUACCCAUUUGAACCUCCAUUUGUGCAAUUUGUUACACCAGUUUAUCAUCCCAACAUUGAUAAAGAAGGCAGAAUUUGUAUGGACAUGUUAAAAAUGCCACCGAAAGGGACAUGGCUUCCAACCAUCACAUUAGAGACCCUCUUGGUUUCUGUUCAGUCUUUCCUAUCUAACCCAAAUCCAGAUGACCCUCUUAUGAUGGAUGCGGCCAUUGAAUACAAGUUUUAUAAAGAAAAGUUUAAAGAAAAUGCAAGAUGGUUUACUGAGAAGUAUGCAACUGGCAUGCAGCCUAAAAAGACCUAA
Parnassius mnemosyne (clouded apollo) is the source of this 489-nucleotide messenger RNA. NCBI's taxonomy places the organism in Eukaryota, Metazoa, Arthropoda, Insecta, Lepidoptera, Papilionidae. The record is from the annotation of a GenBank genome assembly.